GCAGAAGGUGCGGGUGGAGCACGGCACGGUGUCCGGGGCUCUGAACCCCGGAGAAAGGCGGGGAACCGGGACGGGACGGGGCUCGGCAUCCCAACGUCGCACUCGGAACCAAACUCGGCGUUUGACUCAGAGUGCUGGUCCAAAAUGAUGCUUUGAUUGAGACUCAGUUUUUGCCCCCCUUCUCGUUCCUGAAGGAAAUCUUGAUCGUAGAUCAGUGGGCAACAGAAUGGAGCGUAAUGAAGCUAAUGGAAAUUCUUAAUUUCAUGUAGCUGAGUCUCAGUAAUGACCAGGUCCUAAGAUCUGUAGUUAGUCUCCGCCAUGCAGAGUGCAGUUAAACUUGUCCGUACAAACACAACUCUGACGCUGUAAUCGGAGCAGACAACUCCACGCGCGCGUGGGCAGGAGGAGCGAUGGCCGGAGCCCGAGGCAGCCCGUGGAGCAGAGCACGUUUGUACGUGGAGUCGUGGUUUGACUGAGCCCAUGUGCCCGUGUACACUCACAUCAGAAACCUCUCGAGAUUCACAGGUUGCUGGAAGAUGGGAAGCACCGAUAAAUCAGGCACCUUGUCAUUUUGUGGACUGGUAAGUAUGGACAAACCUUAACAUUUCCCCUCCUCCCUAGCUGCAUUUAUAUUUCGUUUCUUUUCCGAAACGGCUGCGGAUGCAUUGACAAAGGGGUUUAUCUCUGGGCACCCACUGAAACAGGGCAGACAGCUAGCGGUUCCCUGGACCAAGGCAUCGGGGAGUAUAACCGGGCUGCUGCUUGUUCAGCACAGACAAAUUUACAAGGUAAAGAGCUCUUGAAUGGUCAUGUAAGUGUGGCUCACUGUUCAAACAGGCUCGAAGGCUGCAACCUUUGCGCUUGUGACCAAUCGGUAUGUUACUCAUGGUUGUUCCACCCACAGGCUUGGCACGGAACAGCACACCUUCAUAAAUGCUGUUUGCCUAUUAUCAAGUUGAUAAAAGCCAGCAUGUGUUUGUACAGUGCUUUUACUUGAUUUUCAUAGCGCAAAGCUGCUUCUUCCCCUUCCUCUUCCUGACUCUUUGUGCUUCAUCUCACGGAGGAAGAAAGACAUAUUUCUGACAGAAAUUGGCUUCACGGGAAACAGCGAAUUCCAGCUUUAAAGGCUUCCUGGAGAACACCCCGGCGCAAAUGGGCCUCCAGAACACCAAACACUCCAAAGUCAAGCAAGCGACUAUACUGAUGUUAGGACUCGAUUCUGCAGGAAAAUCUACACUGUUGUACAAGUUCAAGUAUAAUGACGUUUUUCUAACAAUUCCAACAAUUGGCUUUAAUGUUGAUAUGAUCGAAACCGGGAAAGAUUUUACAUUGACGGUUUGGGAUGUCGGAGGACAACAGAAAAUGCGACAUGUUUGGUGCAAUUUCCUGGAAAACACAGACGCACUGCUGUAUGUUGUGGACAGCUCUGAUAAGCAGCGUCUGGAAGAAUCAAAGAAAGAAUUUGAACUCAUUUUAAAGAAUGAGUUUAUAAAAAGCGUACCAGUCGUCCUGCUGGCGAACAAGCAGGAUUUGCCUGGAGCUUUGAACGCUGAGGAAAUAACCAGGAGAUUCAACAUGAAGAAAUACUGCAGUGACAGAAAUUGGUACGUACAACCCUGUUGUGCUAUCACAGGAGAAGGUUUGUCAGAAGCUCUCCAAAGACUAACCACGUUUGCAAAACAGUACAGCAGAUCAAAGGAGACUUCUACAGUCUUUAAGGAAAUCAAAACACUUUAGGAAUUUCUGUCAUCAAAUUCUGGUGAACUUUAAUCAGCAUAUUUUGUUGGACAGACUAAAUCUGGAAAUACUGGAUUCUGGGGAACUCCUAUAAGUAAAUAUUUAUAAAGAACUUUGACAAUAUUAAGUUAUACUGUUAUACCUGCAGAUGCUUCUGUGAUACUACUCUGCAGCAUUUUAUUAGUGAUCGUAUACUCGGGUUUAUUCAGCUCAGGAGUGUCUUGGCUGAACGAUGAAAAAGGUGGAGCUGAGCUUCUGAACUUUAGCAAGUGGAAACAAAAUUGGUGAGCAGUGCUUAAAAUGCUUAAAUGAAGUUGUUUUGCCAAGACGUAAAAUAACCAAGUCAUUCACUCAGCAAGAAAAGUGCGAGAGAAAAUGUUCUUUCAUAAUAAAUGUCCUGUGGAUGUAUUUCUCAUGUAAAAACAUAGUCAUUUUAGAGCUUAACCUCUUAGUUAUGUUCAAGAGAACCUGGGAAUCUGAAAUAUUUUUGGGGUAUUAUUGCAUUCUAGAACUGAUUACUCCAAAUGGAUUUUAACAGGAUCUGCUCCUCAUCGAGCCACAGACAAAAGUGGGAUCUGGUGCUGUCUGUAAGGUGUAGGUCUGAUGUCUCGUUGUUACAGAUUUCCAUGUGCCCAUUUCUUUGUGCUGUCGGAUUGCCAUCCUUAGCCAAGAGCAGAGCAAUGGAAGCCAGUAUGGGAUCGGUCCAACGAAGCGCUGAUCCCCCUCGGUUUUGGGGUGCGGGAUAAAGAGGGAAGGGAUGGGGGGAAUUGGCUCCUUGAGUCAUUUUUUUAUAGAUCUCGAUGGAUCCUGUCCUGCCUGUACUGAAGCCGUCUGAAACUUUGUUACUGAUAAAUUUAGGUUUGAUUAAAUUUGACAUAAGUUGCACAAAAUUUCUAAUCCUAUUACUACAGUUUGUAGAAAAAAAAUUCCAAAUGAAAUUUCUGUUCAGAUUUCCUGGUUCAUGAAGGAGCAAAUUAGUAUUGUGAAUGCCGUUAAAGCAACAAAGGGUUGAUAACUGGAAGACUAAUUGAACUGAAUCAACCAUGAAAACAGUUUUAACGCUAAGGCUGAAAAGUUAAUAGGGCCUGCUCUUUUAAAAGCAAGAGAAAAGACACCGUCUAAUUAUUGGUUAUACAGUCCCAGAAAAUACAGCCCAAUUAUUUCUGCCUUCUUGAGCAAUGUCUGCAGAGGUAGGAUGCUCCAGUGGUUAGGAUGCUUGCUUAGAUAGCUGGAUUUUUCUUUCCUACGUCUACCACAAUCUUUGACCGUGGCCAAGUCACUUAAUCACUCUGUGCCUCAGCAGUCCCUUGUCAAAACGAACUUCCCAGUUAAGCACUCUGAAAAAGUUGCGGCAAGGGUCAGCUUGUGAGCUUUUCGCCUGCGACAAAAUGAUCACGCAAAGUAAUUCACGUAAGAGAUUUACAUUUAGUUCUUACUAAUAAACAGGCAGGAUUUUCAAGUUAUAGUAGGGUGAAGCAGCAAGAAAAGCACACGGACGUACCCUGUUGUCUCAUGCAUAUAUUAUUCAAACACAAAAAAUCAUCAGGUGAAUUUGCUGAAAUAGUAAACAAAGGACUGUUUCUCAACAGAAGCUGUUAUUGACAGUAAUUACCACAGGCUAAAUCCUGAGUCAUGUUGAGACUACAUUUCUAAAAGGAGAGCAAAUAUUUAGACUUGUCAUUGCCUGGUCUGAUGAUUUAGGCUCAAUAUAAAGUAUCUUCUGUCCCAGAAAAUAUUUUUAAAAGUCUACAACGAGAACACUAUUUUUCUAAACCCAACAAUUCAAUGCUAAAAAAUGUAGUAUUUCAGAUCAAUACAUUCAUAAACAUUUGAAUGCAUAGGUUACAUAUUGAAUUCUCCCACUAGUUUAAUCUAAUCAUGUGUCUAUUAUCAAUCUGAAUCUAGUUCACUGGCCUCGGGACUUCCCCAGGGAAUAAAACUCCUUGAGAGAUUUAAUGAGAGUGCACCAGGGUCUCUAAUUAGACAAGAAGCAAGUUCUGAAGGGAGAAAUAAAGUAGUAUAAUAGACCAGCUCAUACAGCUAAAAAAGAGAAUAAGCUUUCAGGCACACGGUCCCUUCUGCAGGUUAACAAAUUAGAUCAAGUGAUACUCACAUUGACUUGAAGAAAAUGUUUUACAUCAUCCUUCACACGAAAUAAAUAAACCCAAUUCCAUUCACUUUAGAGAAUAUCAAGUAUUUAAAAAUUGAUUUUUCUCAGGGAUUGGUUUCCUAAGAAAGUGAAGCCAUGCCCAUUUUAUUCUGCCCGUGGAGACCCCUACCUUUCUGAAUAAUUUUUAAGCUUUAAAUCGGGUUGGACAGGGGUGCACACUCUCAAAGGAAUUAUAUACCUGAAAGUUUAAUUUAAAAAAAUCAGUGAGAUAGAGAAAAGUGGCCAUACUGGUGCCCCAGUGAAAGCAAAGCUGAUGAGGUACAAAAGACUAAUCCCCGAGGAGAUAAAUGUUCCAUUUGAGCCGCAAGAGAGCCUACAAGAGGACAUAAAUCCACAGAGCCCAGAGUUAAUUAGUUCCUCUCCUCCUGGAGCAGGCUGGUCUUUUUUCUAUACUGCAUGAGUAAAUAGGAUGAGGAUGAGGAGACGGAAGAUAUAGAAUCCACUGUUUAGAAUUUCCUUUCUACACCUGGAGUAAAGCAUCGCCCUGGCUGCUCACCACGUUUUGGGAAGGAUCCCUGAAAAAGCAUAUUACGUGGGCAGGAAGGUGCAGAGGAGGUGGAACCUCUGGCUCAGUUCUGCAAGGAUGCAGAGCAGGUCCCCACGCUGCCCGCUUUGCAGCCGGUGCGGCGCGUCUCCCCAGCACACCAGCAGACUGGGGCUGGUUCUGACGGACGGUCACUUGGCAGAGGCAGGAGGGAGCAGGGCCCCCUGCGCCACUCACCGCAGCGUCCGCGCCUUCUGCCCUCACCCGCGUACUCACCCCAGGGCACUGUCUGGUCCCUAUCAGAAGCCUGGAAAUUGUUUGAUAUUCGAUGCCAUCACGUGUUAUGUGGUGAAAUCAAUAGCAAGGAAGUUACAAAGGGGUUUCAGCGCUUCAUCCUGCGAUAGAGAGCUUCCUAUCUUUUGACUGCUGGGCUGAACAAGAUAAUGAGCAGAAUUGUCUUUACGUUAUAGCACAACAAAGUGGAAUUCUGCUUGUGCUAAAAAUACAAUCCACAGCAUCGUAAGCAUAAUUUAUUCCUGGAUAAGUUUUAUUUUAUUAUUUAGAAUUUAUAUAGGUUACUCACUAAAAACAAUUUUAGGACAAUUGAAGGGUUCAGGGUGCUU
Messenger RNA from Chroicocephalus ridibundus (black-headed gull), 5014 nucleotides. It is a transcript of the gene ARL14, whose product is annotated as ADP ribosylation factor like GTPase 14. The record is from RefSeq and is a predicted model, not a curated record. Gene Ontology annotation, biological process: vesicle-mediated transport; intracellular protein transport. Lineage: Eukaryota; Metazoa; Chordata; Aves; Charadriiformes; Laridae. Gene Ontology annotation, cellular component: cytoplasm; plasma membrane. The transcript has 2 exons. Gene Ontology annotation, molecular function: GTP binding; GTPase activity. The coding region runs from base 1153 to 1737 and encodes 194 amino acids.